Triticum turgidum subsp. durum (durum wheat) is the source of this 1302-nucleotide messenger RNA. The record is from the annotation of a GenBank genome assembly. Lineage: Eukaryota; Viridiplantae; Streptophyta; Magnoliopsida; Poales; Poaceae.
AUGGCGGGCGGUGCUAGGUGCAGAGCCCUGCUGCGCGGCUUCCUGUCGCUUUUCUUUGUCAUGUUCCUCCACAUUGGCCACGCCGGCUGCUGCUUCUCGCCGGGCUCUGCCUCGCAGCAGCACGAGGAAGACGACGCCGGCGCUGCCAGCAGCAGCAGCAGCAGCAAGAGGAGGAAGAUAUCGCCGCUCGCCUUCUCCCCGGCAGUGUCGUCCUCUACUGGUGUUGAAGAGAGGGCCGGCGCCAGGCGCAGGGCCAGGCACGUCUCGUCUCUCGCCACCAGUCUCCGGUGCUACAUACACCGCAUCUUCUCCUCCGCCGGGCGUAAGAAUUCUGUUCCAGGCGGAGAGGAGCAGGAUGAGGCCGUCACGACCACCUUGUCGUCGCCGCUUGCUCAGUCCGUGACGCAGCGUCAGGCGUCCGUGGUGCUCUCCACGCCGUCCUCGCCGUGCGCGUCGCCGUUCCUGUCCCCGAUGUCGCCGCAGUCCCUCAGCGUCACUCCGCUCGUGCCGUGCUCGCCGCUGGCGACCAGGCAGCUGUCCAGGUCGUUCGCCGCCCGCGGGGACCUGUUCCCUUGCAAGGUGUGCGGUGAGGUGCUGAGCAAGCCGCAGCAGCUGGAGCUCCACCAGGCGAUGAAGCACUCCCUCUCGGAGCUCACCCACCUCGACUCCAGCAUGAACAUCAUCCGCAUGAUCUUCCUCGCCGGGUGGGGGCUGUCCCCGCCAGGUGCCGGCGAUCCCCCGGCUGUCAGUCGCAUCCUCAGGAUCCACCACAACCCGCGCGCGCUCUCCCGCUUCGAGGAGUACCGGGACCUCGUCCGCUCCCGCGCCGCCCGCCGCUGCGCGGGCGCCAGCGGCGCGGUGGUGGAGGAGCGGUGCAUCGCGGACGGCAACGAGCGGCUGCGGUUCCACUGCGCCACCAUGCUCUGCUCCCUGGGCGCCGGCGUGUGCGGGAGCCCCUACUGCUGCACCUGCACCAUCCUCCGCCACGGGUUUGCGGGGAAGCAGGCGGACGUGGACGGCAUCGCCACCUACUCCUGCGGGUGGGCCGCGCACGCGUCGCUGCCCGACGAGGUGGAGCGCGAGUUCGCGUUCCUGCAGGUGCGCCGCGCCAUGCUGGUAUGCCGCGUCGUGGCGGGACGCGUCGUUCGCGGCGGCGACGGCGACGGCGACAAGGUGGCCUACGACUCCAUGGUGCCCGUGCCGCCGGGCGGCGGCGGACGAGGGGGAGAGGACGACGCCGAGCUGCUGGUGUUCAACCCCCGGGCCGUGCUCCCGUGCUUCGUCAUCAUGUACGGCAGCUAG